AUGACUCCCAGCUUCGCUUCCUUUCCUCCCUCUCCUAACCCCACCUCUUCCUUCCCUGCCCCACCCCUCUGCCAACAACGGCUUCAGCACCACAGAGCGUGGACAGCUCCUGAGGGGCGGAAACAGGGCAGCAAGGACCGACAACACACCCACCCCGGCUACCCGCUACCACCCAAAGGAUCCGGCCGGGCGUCCGCUCCCUCUUUCCAGCCUCCGCUUCUGAAUUUCCACCUGCAAUCCCGUCUUCCCGUCGAUCCGCCCAGCCAACAAUACCCUUGCCUCUUUUGUUUUUUCCUGCGGGGAAGCGGUGGAGGCAAAAUCGGUUCCACAAUGAAUGCAGCACGAAGAUCAGCCAGGGUGGAUUCAGAGGUGACAGAGUCCGAGAUGGAGCCGUCCCUCAAUGCCACUGAGAUGCCCUCUAAGGAGAAUGUUUUUUCUGACAUGAAGGACAAAUUCAUGAACAAACUGGGAACAUUACCAAUACCACCUUGGGCUUUAGCCACCAUUAUCAUUGUCGCUGGCCUCCUGCUUCUCUGCUGCUGCUUUUGUGCCUGUAAAAAAUGCUUUGGCAAGAAGAAGAAAGGGAAGAAAGGGAAGGACAAAGUGAAGGCACAGAUCAAUAUGAAGGAAGUGAAGGAGCUAGGCAAGAGUUACAUCGAUAAGGUUCAGCCUGAGGUAGAAGAUUUGGAUCCCUCACUGUUGCAGGAACCCAAAGAAGAGAAACCCCAGGAGAAGCUGGGGAAACUCCAGUACUCUCUUGACUAUGACUUCCAGAGCACACAGCUGGUGGUGGGCAUUAUACAAGCCGCUGACCUCCCAGCACUGGAUAUUGGGGGCACAUCUGACCCUUAUGUCAAAGUCUUCCUGCUUCCAGAGAAAAAGAAAAAAUAUGAGACCAAAGUUCACCGCAAAACCCUCAACCCUACGUUCAAUGAGUCCUUCACUUUUAAGGUACCUUACUCAGAACUGGGCGGUAAGACCCUCGUCAUGUCUGUUUAUGACUUUGACCGUUUCUCCAAACACGAUGCCAUCGGCGAGAUCCGUAUCCCCAUGAACACUGUAGACCUGGCACAUGUGAUCGAGGAGUGGCGGGACCUCCAGUCCGCAGAGAAAGAAGAGCACGAGAAGCUGGGAGACGUGUGUUUUUCACUCCGGUAUGUCCCGACAGCAGGGAAGCUGACUGUUAUUGUGCUGGAAGCCAAAAACCUCAAAAAGAUGGAUGUGGGUGGCCUUUCAGAUCCCUAUGUUAAAAUCCAUCUGAUGCAGGGAGGUAAACGUAUCAAGAAGAAGAAAACAACCAUAAAGAAAAAUACACUGAAUCCUUAUUACAACGAGUCCUUCAGUUUCGAGGUGCCUUUUGAACAAAUCCAGAAAGUCCAGGUUGUUCUGACCGUCCUGGAUUAUGACAAACUAGGCAAGAAUGAAGCCAUUGGGAAAGUUUUUGUGGGCUGUAAUGCCACAGGUGCCGAGCUUCGUCACUGGUCUGACAUGCUGGCCAACCCUCGGAGACCAAUCGCCCAGUGGCACACCCUGCAACCGGAAGAAGAAGUGGAUGCGGCUCUUGGCAUAAAGACCUCUUGAUGCCCCUGUCCUGUUGGCCGAAUUACACGGCAAACCGUUCUGUCUCCCGUCCAGAGCGAAUGGGAGUGUGUGGGUGAGGCACCCCUGAAAAUGCGUGUGUGUGGAGGGGAUAGCCUGUGAGCCUCUCUCUUCUCUCAGAGCCAUUUGCUGUUGAAAAACAAAAACAUCUCCAAGAGAAAAAAAACCCUCUGUUUUUAAUCCACUGUGUGAAAAACGAAAGAAGCUUAUUUAGUAGCUGGAGAUAGGUGAGAGGUUUACUACAGGUUUGCUGUGAGGCUUACAGUACAACUUGUGUAGGUUUAUAUUCAGAUUUGAAUUCUGUGUUUCAAAAUUGACCCUAAUGUAUAGAUGGGCUUGCUUCUUGAUAAAAAAACAGUCCUUAAAUUACUGGAUCUUGUGUUACAUCACUAUGCCACAUUGGGAGAACAGGCCUCAGAUAAACCUACUGUUUAUCCCUUUUUACCUUUGGUGAUACUAUAGAUUUGUUAUAGAUACCUUUAAAAUAUACCAUUUCAUAUACAUUUUGGAUACUGUAUUGUGGUGCCAUGUUCAAAAACUAGACCUCAUGUGGAAAAUCUGUUGUGAACAAUAUCUACAAUGUGUUGACAAUAGGUUUAGUAAACAGUUGCAACAAACUCUGUUCCCUUAUUACAUUACCUAGGCACUUUUGGAUAUUGUUGUUGUAAUAAUGCAUUAGAAAGCAAGGUCUUAGGUGAAAACAUUCUGGAAGAAGUGAAAACAUACCAGCUGAAAUCUUGUUGCUUAUUAUAGUAAGUCACAACUAGAACAAGCCCCUUGAAUCAACAGAAUCUAUGGAGGAGCUGACGUACCGAAUCCCCACUGAUUCAGUGGGCCUAGUCCAGUUUUGACUUAUUACACUAAGCAACAAGAUUUCAGUCAGUGAGAAAAUAGGUUUUAUACAACUUGAUAACAUUAUAACUCAGGUUGAAAUCUAUAGACAUUUACCUAGAAGUAAACCCAUUUAAUUCAAUGACAAUUACCUUUGAGUAAGCAUGUAUAGAAUUGCACUGUAAAACAGUUUUACAGUUUUAAUCCUCGUACUAGGAAAUAUUUAAAAUUAGGGCCUUUUUAGUAUCCAAAACUAGCAGCAUAAAAUGUAGGUUGAUAAUAACAUUGCAAAAUAUGUUGUGUUUGCUUCAUACAUAAAACCCUAGUAAAUGUGUUGUACUAUAUCCUAAUUAUGUUAUUACAAAAUAGUCACAUAUUUAUCAGAUAGAAAACAAGCCAUCAUUUGCCGAACUGUUAUGGGUAUGGUUAGCUGCUAAACUUAACUUUAGAAUAUACUUGCAAUUGCUAGAUUACUAUGGUUUUCUGGAUGUUGAUCUUGGCAGAGUCGAGUGCUAAGCCUCCAUCAGCCAAUGCAUUAAACUGUUUGUAUCUAGUUUAUCCUACUUGACAUUGAUAUAAUUUGGAAUUUUAUAACUGUUUUAACAUAGCCAAUGUUGCAAUUGCUUUACAACAUAUUUAUGAAAUAUUUAUAUGGGUAUUACAGAAAAUUUACAAUAAGCUUUAUGUAGACUGGUUGACUACAAAUUUACUACAGUGUUUUACUACCCAACUUGUAAUAAUUUUACUAUGUAAAAACAUGUUUACAUUUUUGCUACAAGCUUAAGAUUUGUUUAUUAUACAACUGCAACGGGUUCAAUGUUUGCUCGCAAGCAAUUUGACAUGUUUUGUAAAUGACAAAAUCAAGAUGUUUACUCAGCAAUUUGCAAGUAGUUUACAGUGGUUUUACAUAGGCUAAAACAUGUUUACAAUACCUUUGCUAUGACAAUGUUACAAAUUCAAUUGGGUUUACAUCAAUUAUUUUGUAAUUUUAUGAAUAAUCCUGGAAGAUCCAGUUGAGUUAGGUAAGUUAUUCAGCAAGGAAAUGUACACCUGGGAGUACAUUUAUUUUAAAUAACUGCCAGCCUUUUUCAACAGAGAUGAAAUUAAGCCUCAACUACUAAGAUGAAAAAUAAUUUUUAGAAGUUAAUAAUUUGAAUUUAUUAUCUCAAACUCAAAAAUUUGUGUUCAGUUCUCAAAAAAUCAAACCUAAAUUCUGGGCAAAAUUCUGCAAAAUUCUUUUAUCUCCCCUAGAUAUGAGUUCUGAUAGUGAACAUAGAGAAUGACCUUCUCAAUUUUUAUGACAUGUUAGUUUAGGAUGCACCCCCACAAAAUAUAAUCUUUUAAAAGGAGUGUCAUUUUUUCCAGUAUUUCAAGAGGGAGAAAUCAGAUUUGAUAUUAAUAUCAGGAAUUUUUGUGGACUUUUAAAAAAAAACCCAAAUAGUUUCUGUUCUUAUUUAUAAUAUAUUUAGUGUAUAAUAUGUAUCCAAGUAAUUUUGAGGUUCACCUAGGUGUUGAAUCAAAAGAAUGCAAAGAAAAACAUUUUUAGGUUGUAGAUAUAGUUCCAAAUACAGCAGAUGAAGUUAAGUUUUCAAAAGAAGGCACCAUCCAUAUUUGGAAGAUGAAAACAAUUAUUUUAAUAGGCACGCUCAUCUCUGAUCAUACCAUUUUAUUGAUGAUAUCAGCAAGAAGACUAAAGGUAGAAUAUUAUUGAUUUCUAUGUGCAUUUGCAUCUUCCCAGACCACAUGAUGCCUAUAGAAUUAUAUUUCUACGAUAAUAAUAGCAGCAGACAGAGA
Pogona vitticeps (central bearded dragon) is the source of this 4224-nucleotide messenger RNA. RefSeq names its product synaptotagmin 5 (gene SYT5). NCBI's taxonomy places the organism in Eukaryota, Metazoa, Chordata, Lepidosauria, Squamata, Agamidae. The record is from RefSeq and is a predicted model, not a curated record. Gene Ontology annotation, cellular component: exocytic vesicle; plasma membrane; axon. Gene Ontology annotation, molecular function: calcium-dependent phospholipid binding; SNARE binding; calcium ion binding. Gene Ontology annotation, biological process: synaptic vesicle endocytosis; calcium ion-regulated exocytosis of neurotransmitter.